CCAAUGAAGACCUACUCCAUCCUUCAAGAUCGGGCGUUCAUUGUCCAGGCUCAUGCUCUUGGCCCAAUGAAGACCUACUCCAUCCUUCAAGAUCGGGCGUUCAUUGUCCAGGCUCAUGCUCUUUGCCCAAUGAAGACCUACUCCAUCCUUCAAGAUCGGGAAUUCAUUGUACAGACUCAUGCUCUUGGACCAAUGAAGACCUACUCCAUCCUUCAAGAUCGGGCGUUCAUUGUCCAGGCUCAUGCUCUUGGCCCAAUGAAGACCUACUCCAUCCUUCAAGAUCGGGCGUUCAUUGUCCAGGCUCAUGCUCUUUGCCCAAUGAAGACCUACUCCAUCCUUCAAGAUCGGGCGUUCAUUGUCCAGGCUCAUGCUCUUUGCCCAAUGAAGACCUACUCCCUCCUUCAAGAUCAGGCGUUCAUUGUCCAGGCUCAUGCUCUUUACCCAAUGAAGACCUACUCCAUCCUUCAAGAUCGGGCGUUCAUUGUCCAGGCUCAUGCUCUUGGCCCAAUGAAGACCUACUCCAUCCUUCAAGAUCGGGCGUUCAUUGUCCAGGCUCAUGCUCUUUGCCCAAUGAAGACCUACUCCAUCCUUCAAGAUACCCUUUCAAACAAGCCAUAUUACUAGCUAAUCUGACUUUUAUUAACUGAGAU
Molecule: messenger RNA, 650 nt
Organism: Owenia fusiformis
Lineage: Eukaryota; Metazoa; Annelida; Polychaeta; Sabellida; Oweniidae
Source: the annotation of a GenBank genome assembly